UGACGGGCGUAGGUGGAGUGGUUGGGCUGCAUGCGACAGCCUGCACCUGACGGCCAACACGGCUGCCGCUUGCGCCAGUUGCAGCAGCAGCAACAACAACAGCAGCAGCGUUGCCAGCUGCUCAUCAGCGGAGGGCAGCAGCUUGAGCGGCAGCGCGGAAGGCUCUGCUUCCACCAUCACGGAUGAGCACGUCUCGGCCGCCGCCGCCACCGUGCCUGUUGCUUCUGUGAUCGACGCACAACCCGCUCCCGUGAACCAGGAGGAGCCGGCUACCGAUGUGCCGAAGGUACCGAAGGCGACGGCAAGCGCGCCGGCCCACGCAGACUACCCUCGACACGGCGGCGGCCCCGCUGGCUCGGACGUCGCGGCGGCUGGUAUCCCGAGCAGUGCAAGCGCUCCUGUUGCGCCCACCUCCAACCACACCGCUACUUCGCCCGCCGGCGGUGCAGUGCCGGCUUCACAAGGGGCACACAUGAGCCAGCAGGACAUCCAGGCGUUCGUGGAGCACAGCGGCCUCAAGUGCUGCAGCAUCGUUCGGGACCUCGGGCAAGGCGCCUUCGGCUACACGCAGGAAGUGGACAUCGCGCUUCCCAACGGCACCACCAUCAAAGCCGCACGGAAGACCCUGCUGCCUCAGAAGAACGGACAUGUCGUUCCGGCGCUGCUGCAGCAGGAGGUGGCGGGCCUGCGGGCUGCUGCGGGCUGCGCGUUCGCCGUCUAACUCCUGGGGUACUCUAUCUUGCCCAGCCAUCGAGGCCGAGCCGGUGGAGUUGCUGCUGACCUACGUGCCGGGCGGGACCCUCGCCGAGUACCUGGAUGACCUGAUGAGGGCCAACCAGAUGCGCAUCUUCCACGGCCCACCUCCCACAGCCAUGCGCACCGGCCAGAACAAGGACAAGUAUGAGCGCCUGCCGUACACCGGUGCCACGCUAAUGAGCGAGCCCGAGCUGCGCGCCCUCGCCAUUGCCCUGCUGCAAGUCGUCAAGGUCAUGCACGCUCGAGGCUACUGGCACUGCGACAUCAAGCCCGCUAACGUGCUCGUGGACCAUGCGCCUGACGGCAGCAAGGUCUUCCGCGUCUGCGACAUGGGCAUUGCGUCCAAGGCAGACAAGUCAGGCCGGCUGCUGCAAUGCCCUGGCGGAACACCUGCCUUCGCUGCUGGCGAGGUCCUGCAAAAGAUUCGGCUCGGGAAGUCCCAGUACCCGGUCUGCCUUCAGUCAGAUAUGGCGGCUAUCGGGAUGGUGAUGGCGCAUGCUGCCGCCUUCCGCGGCCUGCCGGGUGGCCUGCAGCAAUAUGCACUCUGGGCGCGCGACUUGCCUCACCGCACGCCGCCCGCACUCAAGGACUUUAUUGAGCAGCUCAUGUCCGUUGACCCCGCCGAGCGGCUCACACCCGAUCAGGCGCUUGCGCACCCGUGGCUGCAGUAGCGGCAGUGAGAUGAGAAUGUGCGGCCGAAUGUCAAGGGGUGGCGGCGGUGCAUACGUGUGGUGCGCUGCUCAUGCUAGGUCGUGCGGGGUAGGCGGCUAGGCGCAGACGUUGAGGUGGUGGGAGCUAUGCAGUACCGUACUAUUGGAUAGUUGAUUGUAGAUUGGGGUUGCAUUCUGAGUGCCGUUUACGCAGAGCCUUGGAUUACAUCAACCACAGAUAUCUGGCCUUUUGCUCAAAUGUUUCAGUGCAAUUACCGCAUUGGUGCACCGGUGGCAGCAUCUUGCAUGUCUUCAAUGCAAAUCCUAGCUAGGUGUUGAAUCCCCGGACAUAGAUUGUCACCUGCUGCUACGGUACUGUAGGUCUUCGUCGGGGGCGGGCAAAGCGACUUUAAGUGCAGCCGCCAAGUUUCGUUCAAGUUUCAUUGUUGCAUGUGGGUAGUUUGAGUGCUUAGUACUUAGGGACAUGCGUGUGCGGCUUCUACGGUGGUAUGAUAGGACAGCACGGGCAGGACUUCCGGGACGGACGGAGUAAGGUAGAGCCGCCGCCGCAAGCGGCCAAGUCGCAUGCGGUAGCAAUAAUCUUUAAAGUGCAUGGAAUGGAUUGAAGGCAAUUAUACUGGACAGGGCACAGCGCCGGGUUGCAGGGAAAAGGUUUUGGCCAGCGUGCAAGCCCGGCGGAUGUGCCGCGCUGCGUUAGAGCUUGGGCGGGAGCAGCCAGCAGUGCAGCACUCGUAAGGCUACACCGGGCUUGACCACCAGGCACAUGCACACCUGUGCAGACUGCCCCGCCCCUCGCCUGAUUUCGAGCAUAAACGCCUGAUAUUGCGAUAUUCACUCGCUGGUGGGGGGUGCGUGCCUGUUCAUGGCGCUGCUCGUUUAGGAUUAGCGUGCCCUGAGUGUCGAGCGGCAUGCCUGCUGGGGCGGGUGAGAGCUCAACCGGGUGUAUGUUUGCACAGCAUGACACAGGAUGAAUGGAUCCAGACACUCUAGCCGCUUGCGCUUAGGAGACAGCAUCAUAUUCAAGGGGCCCGCUAGAGCAAGGGGCACGUACGCCACGCUGAACUUACCUGGACGGGUGCGUAUGUGGGCGUGUGUGGGGGGGCCGGGGAGGGGUGGCAUUCUGCCCCGGACGGGGCAGAGAAGCGUGGGAGCGGUGUCAAAGGUAGUACUCGGCACAAUGCGUGGAGCAAGCAGCGCUUGACAUGAUCAACAUAGGCAUGCGACAGUGUUGUCGUGAACUACAGAAUGGCCCCAAAAGCGCCGGCCCAACAGGGUCAUUCACUUGCGAGUUCCAACCCCUGAUGUGGGGAGAAUGGGGUAAGGUCAUACCAGGUCAUACGGUAUCACGACAAGUCGCACAAACUCAAGAAAGGAAACCAUUUCGGACAGGCACGACGGGGCGUUCGCGGUGAGUGCGCUGGCACAUGGGCGGCCCAAGAAGGAGCUGGUGCGCUCCAAAGACGUGGUGGUGAGGCAGGGGGGGGGGGGGUAAGGAAACAAAGUGCCAGACCCCGAAAUCCCCCGGGACCCCCAUACACACAAGGGUUAUGCGAUUAGUGAAGGUUUGACGACUAUCGUGGACGAAUCACGAAUUUGGUGAUGCUGUUCACAAUAACAAUAAAACUUGUAGCCAUGUAACUGGUCAAACUG
This is a messenger RNA of Chlamydomonas reinhardtii, 3077 nucleotides long. RefSeq lists its product as uncharacterized. The record is from RefSeq and is a predicted model, not a curated record. The coding region runs from base 648 to 1427 and encodes 259 amino acids. The transcript has 5 exons. Gene Ontology annotation, biological process: mitotic DNA damage checkpoint signaling; protein phosphorylation. Gene Ontology annotation, cellular component: nucleus. NCBI's taxonomy places the organism in Eukaryota, Viridiplantae, Chlorophyta, Chlorophyceae, Chlamydomonadales, Chlamydomonadaceae. Gene Ontology annotation, molecular function: ATP binding; protein serine/threonine kinase activity.